CCUCUCUCUCUCUCUCUCUGCGCUUGCUCGAUUGCUUCUUCUUCGAUGGGAUUCGACGCGGAUUCCUCGCCGCCAUCCUCCCCGUCCUCGCUGAAGCAGCGCCUCCGGUCCUCGAUCUGCUUCUCCUGCUGCUUCCGCGGCGCCGCCGCCCGCGAAGAGCGGCCGGCGUCGCUGAUCCGGUCCUCCACGGUCUGGCUCCGAUCCAAGGCGCAGGACGUGCCGGAGAUCGGCGGCAGGUGUCGCGGCCUGGUGGCGAGGAUCGGGAGGCACCGCGGCCGCCCCCACACCGGCGACUUCCACUACGACGCACUCAGCUACUCCCUCAACUUUGACGAGGGACCCACCGACGACGACGGCGACGACCCCGCCGCGGCCGAUCAGCCUCCGAGGUACCGCGGCUUCUCGUCCCGCCUUCCGCCCUCCCCGCCUCCCCCGCCGCUGCGGCCGGCCGUCGGGAUCGCGUGCUAAGUCCCGUCUCGAUCGAUCCAUAUCCUUUUCUUGUACAUACACGUGUGACGUUCUCUGCCGUUCGAUGCGUGUGUUUUUUACCAUCUCAAAGCAUUUCUUCCUCCUCGUUAAGGAGAAGGACGCUACCUCGGGGCUUGCUGUUGGUUUCUUCCCCGUUCAUUUGAUGGGUUUGUGUAAUGAUUCGUAAUGAGGACGAGGAUGGGGCCCAUGCAAACGAAAGAGUGUGGACUGCACUGCGUUGGCAUCUGAUUGAUGGCAAUUCCUGAGAGCGACUCAUCCCGACUAUGCCAUCACAAAAGAUGUGGGUCCCGUGACACGAGAAUUUGAGUCGUGCAAUGAUUUUGGAGUUGAAUUGUUCGUUAUUUCCCUAUUUAUGUUAGAAAUUGGGCGAUUUUUCUAUCAAAGCUUCAUAAAAUUUUCAUGUUUUCUCA
This is a messenger RNA of Musa acuminata subsp. malaccensis (wild Malaysian banana), 899 nucleotides long. RefSeq lists its product as uncharacterized. The record is from RefSeq and is a predicted model, not a curated record. NCBI's taxonomy places the organism in Eukaryota, Viridiplantae, Streptophyta, Magnoliopsida, Zingiberales, Musaceae.